CCAGCCGGCCAUUCCAGGCCCUGUGCUCAACUCUUCUUUAGCUAUCUAUCUCUCUCCCCCAUUUUCAUCAGAUAACCAAGCCUGACUCCUGGUGCUGGUACCUCCUCUCAUGAUGCAACUCCUCGAUUUGCCGGCAUUUUGACCAAGAGAUGGAAGACACCAAUAAUGUCGUCGAGACCGAUGUUAGGGUUUCUGACUGUGUCACGACCAGCAAUACCACUCCAAGUCAAGGCAGUCAUAGCCCACCCGAGAAAGAAGUCAGCCUCGGUUCUGCACGAGCUGGAGAGGAGGAAGGUCUAUCAAAUUGUGCAUUGGCAAUGGAAGAAGGAAGUGGCAAUCGUACAGAGAGCGCAGGGAAUCAAAGCUGGGAUUGUCCAGAUUCUGCAUCCUCGGAGUCGAAUGAAUACAUUUCUGAUUUGGACAGCAUCGUGUCCGACGAGGAACUAACCGAGAGACAUGACUAUCUCAGGUCUCUGUUGCAGAUCAUUGGGGAACCUCCCCCAUUUCAGUAUUACACAGAGUUUGAGAAUGCUAUGAAUAGUCCAGGAGUUAAAAGUUCUUUCUCAUUCCUGCAUGCUGGAGGAGGGGGAGAGUCAGCCCAUUAUCAGUAUGCUGCAUUGUCGUCGGACAAAGAUAAAUCCUCAACAUUUAACAGCGUUGAAGAGGCAGGCACAUCCAGUUUAGAAAAUGUUUCCCAAUAUAGAAAGGUGGAGCAUUCAGGUGUUGUCGCUCCAUUCUCCAACAGAACUCUGUCACAUCCAUCUUUCCACUCCUUUUAUGCUGCUGUCUCGUCUCAGCAGCCACAGAUCUUGCCCACUGAAGUCGAUGACUCAAGAUUUGAGAACCAAGACUCCAUUGAUUCCCACUCUAAGCCUGACCUUACAGUGAAAUCUGAAGCCAGCUUCCUCCGUUCCCAAGACAUUCACAUGCCAGCUAUCCAUCAAUGUGAGUUUUUCUACACUGACCCAUUGCUGCCAUCUGGUUAUCGGGUUUAUAACCAUCUUUCACUUCCCACACGCCAGGUGCUUCAAGGUUUAAGACUCAACACUCCUCCUCCCAUCAUGUCUGCAUGUGUGGCUCCAAACAUUGAGAGAGAGAAGCACACUCCUUCCAGUCAUGCUCCUCACUCUUUGAACAGUUGCCAGGAGCAGAGCAGCCCUAUAUCUAAUGCUGAGCGUGAUGCCAUCAGCACCUUGCUGGACCUUGGCCAGUGCGGUCAGUUAGACAGCACAGGGUUAGACGCCCUGCAGUGUACACACAAGAGCAAAUGUGUUCACCAGUCGUCAGAGGAUCUCCAGGACAUCGGAAUGAAUGGUGUUAACUUACCAGCCAACUUGGGAAGCUCAGAUAUAAAAGAAUGUGCUGACACCAAACAAAAGCUCCUCCCGUUUCUUAACAACUGGAGCAAUUCCUCCUUUGAGUCUUCUCCAAACACAGAGCUUUAUAAAAUCUGCCCCAUAGCUGAGCCUGAAUGUGAAUACUCCACUUGGCAGAAUAAAUCCAGUGAUUCCACUCAGACAUCCACAAAAUCUGAAGUUAGACUGAUGAGCACUUCCUCAGAGGCCGACAUUAAAACUUUUGACUCUGCAAAGUCAUUGUGCACUGGACGCGAGUCUGUAGACUUCAUGGACGUUGUGUCAGAAGUUGCUCAGGAAGUUGAAGUCAGCAAUUGUGAUUUUCCUACAUAAUAUUGAAAAAUUAGAGAGUAAUGGAAAAGAUAAAACAGGCCACAGAAGAAGUGAAACAGCAUUAUUGUGACCUGAGAAGGGCAGGGAUGGCAGAUGAGAGCAAGGGUCGACAGCCAAAGAUUUUAUCCCAUGUUGAAACUAGUUUUAAUUCAGCUCCAGAAAUUCAACAUGGCAAAGUUAGUCUCCGUCCAGCUUAUCAAGUUGUCCCUCAUAGCUCCCACACCGAUGUUAGUGAGUAUUGGGGUGAAAUGGAGCAGCUACACUCAGCAUUAACGUAACACGGCUGAGACAUAUUAAGGUGGUUAAAAUUUGUGAUCUUUCUUUCUGAAAGGUACUGAGACACACAAGUAAUCUACAAUUAGAAAAUCAGCUAGUAGAUGCUGGGUAAUUGCACUGAAUUGAAUUCUACUUGUUUAAUCUCUCAGAAUUCACUCUGCAAGUAAGAAAAUUGAUCAGUAAGUGAAAAUUUGGUGAUUGAUAGAAAUGAUUAAAGGCACUAAUAGUCUUGUUUUAGAGUUUAUGUCCUGAGGAAUGUGAAGCAGUAGCUUCCAGUUUUCAGUCAUCCAUCUUGAGGAGUUAGGCUCAACGAAAGGGUUGAGUGAGAAAUGGUGGAGACAGAAGUUAGGUCUUACAAUGUCUAAACAUUCAAUUUGUUUGAAUGCACAGUGAGGGUCAGAAAAGUGCAGGUUUCCUGAGACAAAGCUGUACAGUGAAAUGAGAAAAACACUGAUCUAAUCAAAUCAACAUAAGUCAUAAACACACGUUUGCAUGAAAUAAAAACAAAGUGCUGGAAAAACUCAUCAGGUCUGGCAGCAUCUG
Messenger RNA from Carcharodon carcharias (great white shark), 2507 nucleotides. RefSeq lists its product as uncharacterized. Lineage: Eukaryota; Metazoa; Chordata; Chondrichthyes; Lamniformes; Lamnidae. Gene Ontology annotation, cellular component: nucleus; cytoplasm. The record is from RefSeq and is a predicted model, not a curated record. The transcript is spliced from 8 exons. Bases 150 to 1688 code for a protein of 512 amino acids. Gene Ontology annotation, biological process: regulation of DNA-templated transcription.